GUGUUUUUGUCAGUUGAGGGCGACAACAAGCUCCACGGAUUACAAUCAGUGGGAAUUUUGCUCGUUACCACACCUGAGCCGUGCUCGUGACUUUGCUCUUUUGUGCGUGCGCGCUCCCGGUGAAGUUUCUCUCCAAACAGGUUCGCCCGGUAGACACACCUGCGUCAGGAGGAAAAAGGAAGUAUUGUUGAGCGCCUUCUUCAUUCUUUGUGUGACCUCUGCGGACGACGGACGCUUUUUAUUUUUAAAGAAGAAGAAAGUUUACUCUUUUGGAAACAAUCACUAUGAAGGGUUUCAUCCUUCUGGCGCUGGCUGUCUUUGCAGCUUUGCAAACCGUGGACUCUGCCUGUGGUUCAUGUAAAACAAUGAAAUGGGUCGACUGUCAGGGUGCUGCACCCCCAUGUACAUGUCAACUCCCCCUUGAUGAGAAUACCCCACAACCCAUCGACUGUGAAAAAUUGGUCUCAAAAUGCUUUUUGAUGAAAGCUGAGAUGUUCAGGAGAAGAAUGGGCAACGACGUCCGUCUUAACAUCGGUGGAAAGCCACAUGAAGACGCCAUUGUAGACAACGACGGUAUCUACGACCCAGAAUGCGAGACUAAUGGUAAAUUCAAGGCCAAGCAGUGCAACAAAACAGAGGAGUGCUGGUGCGUCAACAGCGCCGGUGUUCGCAGAUCCGACAAGGGCGAUAAGAACAUAAACUGCUCCAAGCUGGUGGAGACCUUCAUGGUUCGUCUUGAGCUGAAGCACAAAGAAGUUAACAGCAAGGUGGAUGAAGCUGCUCUGAAAACGUCGGCAAAAAACCUCCUUCAAACCCGUUACCAGUUCGACAGCAAUCUGGUUAAAGAAGUUCAGUAUGACCCUGACGGUCGCUACAUUGUGAUAGAUAUAGAGAAGCCGAAAGGAGAACGUGCCACUGACAUUGGCACCAUGGCCUACUACAUGGAGAAAGAUCUGAAGGUCUCCCCUCUGUUCCUGGACCAGGCCAAGGUCCAGCUCAGCGGGGGCAGCCAGAACCUGGAGAUGGAUAAGAUUUUGGUGUACUACGUAGAUGAGGAGCGUCCAACUAUCACCAUGCAGCACCUGACCGGUGGAAUCAUUGCCGUCAUCGUGGUCGUGGUGCUGGUUGUGGUCUUCGGCCUUGUGGCCCUGUUCUUGGUUAAUCGGAAACGGCAGCAGCGCUACAGCAAGACUCAGCAAAGGGAGCAAAUGUAAAGCAGCAGGAAGUCUAUGGAGAGUCAUCCUGAGAGGAAGAGUGCCAUUUUGUUUUUAGUCCUUUUUUGAGAAUCUAAGACUUGUUUCCWGMWYUUUUUUUUUUUUUUUUUUUUUUUYUYUCUUAUGGUUGCCCCUUUAUUUAUAACAUGUGGAAACUCUUGGCACAACAUGUAUCUGAUCAUGACUUUUUAUUUUUUUGAAGAUGUGGUUGAUGUAAUGCCUUUUAAUGUUAGAAUCUGUUCAAAAGCUGGAAAUUUCUUAUCAUAGACUGUACAGUUUCUUAUGCUGUUUGACUUUUUAAUAAAACUUUUAAAAUGUA
Poecilia reticulata (guppy) is the source of this 1533-nucleotide messenger RNA. It is a transcript of the gene epcam, whose product is annotated as epithelial cell adhesion molecule. The record is from RefSeq and is a predicted model, not a curated record. NCBI's taxonomy places the organism in Eukaryota, Metazoa, Chordata, Actinopteri, Cyprinodontiformes, Poeciliidae. Gene Ontology annotation, cellular component: membrane.